Messenger RNA from Harpia harpyja (harpy eagle), 1216 nucleotides. RefSeq names its product PRKR interacting protein 1 (gene PRKRIP1). Gene Ontology annotation, cellular component: nucleolus. Gene Ontology annotation, molecular function: protein kinase inhibitor activity; double-stranded RNA binding; protein kinase binding. The transcript has 6 exons. Gene Ontology annotation, biological process: negative regulation of protein kinase activity. The record is from RefSeq and is a predicted model, not a curated record. Bases 23 to 592 code for a protein of 189 amino acids. Lineage: Eukaryota; Metazoa; Chordata; Aves; Accipitriformes; Accipitridae.
GGGGCGCGGUGGCGGUUGGAGCAUGGCGGCGCCCUCGGCCCCGCGGCCGCCCCGGCCCCGCAAGGAGCCGCAGCCGCUCGUCAUCCCGCGGAGCGCCGCCGAGGAGCAGCGCCUCCGCCUCGAGCGGCUCAUGAGGAACCCGGAAAAGACUGUACCAAUUCCUGAAAAACUGAAUGAAUGGGCACCACGACCUCCCCCGGAGUUCGUUAGAGAUGUGAUGGGUUCCAGUGCUGGAGCUGGGAGUGGGGAGUUUCAUGUGUACCGGCAUCUUCGUCGGCGAGAGUACCAGAGGCAAGAUUUCAUGGAUGCCAUGGCUGAGAAGCAAAGACUAGAUGAGGAAUUCCAGAAGAAACUGGAGAGGAAUAAGAUGAUUGCAGAAGAACAAACAGCAAAACGCAGAAGGAAGCGCCAGAAGUUAAAAGAGAAGAAACUGCAAGCUAAGAAAAAUAAACUUGAACAAAAGAAGCAGGAAAAAGAACCUGGUCAAUCUCAAGAGCGAGUCAGCAGUGAGGAUGAUGAAGAGGAUAGCAAGGAGGAGGAAGAGAAGGAAGAUGAUGCUGAAGAGCCCAGUUUUGUGAUGGGAAGAGGAUGAGGCCUUUCAGGGACAGCUGGAAACACUGUUCAUUGCUUUAUAUUCAGGAGCAUGAAAGUCUUUCAUCUCAGCCAAGCAGAACCCAUUGGCGUACGUUGUAUCUGCUUAACCGUGAAUGGCCUUCACGACACAGGCCCAAGAGAUACUGAUAGAGAAAUGCCAAAUAAGAGAUUUUUUUCUUAAUUGCUUGUAUAACUGCUGUGCAGUCUGCUCUAAGUUUGCUCUAAAGAGUCAGCCAUAAGUCUCUGUGACCCUAGAGUUCUUUCUAACAUGGCCCAGAGUGUUUUUCUGCCUGAAAGCUAAAACAUAUCCAUUACCAUUUAAGGAAAAUAUUACUGUGAGGGCUACGUAUUCUACUUAUGUCAAAGCUGGUAGCAGUGGGAUACAUGAAUCUAAGGGAAGAGUAUAACCUAAAGUAGAAAAGUGGUCUGUAGCCAGACUCUCCUGCACUGUGAGUGUUCUGAAUUUGGGGUUUUGUAUGGGGUCAUCUCUAACCCAAAGAAAUCAGUUUAUGUUGCUAGACAAGUUCUAUAGAUUUUUAAGCAGGAUCCCUUUUUUAUUGCUAAAACUUUCCUUAUUACUUUUCUUCUGUGUUUUUUAAAUGAAUAAAGGGGAUGUGUUGGA